Messenger RNA from Triticum aestivum (bread wheat), 3746 nucleotides. Its product is annotated as probable leucine-rich repeat receptor-like protein kinase At1g35710. The record is from RefSeq and is a predicted model, not a curated record. Gene Ontology annotation, biological process: protein phosphorylation. Lineage: Eukaryota; Viridiplantae; Streptophyta; Magnoliopsida; Poales; Poaceae. Gene Ontology annotation, molecular function: protein binding; protein kinase activity; ATP binding. Bases 1 to 3375 code for a protein of 1124 amino acids. The transcript has 2 exons.
AUGCCAUCUUGCUCAACACCAUUGUUGUACCUCUGCCUACUGCUGGUGCCGUGCCUUCUUCUCUUGGAAGAAGCACAUGGGACACGUCAUGGAGGGAUCUCACCGAGGUCUCAACACAUGGCCCUCCUCCACUGGAAGGCUACACUUACAAGUCCACUGAUGCAGAUGAUCUCUUGGCAUAAAAACACUAGCCCCUGCAACUGGACGGGCAUCAUGUGCACGGCUGUUCGCCAUGGCCGCCGCAUGCCCUGGGUGGUGACCAACAUCUCCCUGCCGGAUGCAGGCAUCCGUGGCCAGCUCGGUGAGCUCAACUUCUCAGCUCUUCCAUUCCUCACAUCUAUUGAUCUUCAUAACAACAGUCUCCAUGGUGCACUGCCCGCUAGUAUCUGCUCCCUGUCAGCACUUUCGAUACUUGACCUUACCUACAACCAGCUCACAGGAAAAAUUCCCUAUGAGAUUGGUAACCUGCAAAGUCUCGGCUAUCUUGGUCUCUCAUUUAAUAGACUCACAGGACAUAUCCCUGUGUCUCUGGGCAACCUAACAAUGUUAAAUGUACUUGUCAUUCACCAAACCAUGGUAUCAGGUAGCAUUCCUGAGGAGAUUGGAAGGCUUGUCAACCUACAAAUUCUACAGCUAAGCAACAACACCUUAAGCGGUUUUAUACCAAAAACCUUUGGAAAUCUGACCCAACUAAAUGUUUUGCUCCUGUUUGGUAAUCAAUUUUCAGGGCCUAUACCCCAAGAACUAGGCAAGCUAGUACAUUUGCAAGGUCUUUAUCUUAAUGCAAAUGGUUUUUCAGGUCCAAUUCCAAUCUCCAUAACCAAUCUCACUAAGAUGAACACACUUUUUCUCUUUGAAAAUCAAAUCACAGGUUCAAUACCCCCAGAACUAGGCGACCUCAACAUGCUAAACAAACUUCAUCUCGAUAGAAAUCAAAUAACAGGUUCAAUACCACCAGAACUAGGGAACCUCACUAUGCUCGAUGAACUUUUUCUCCAUACAAAUCAAAUCACAGGCCCAAUACCUUCAGAAUUGGGCAUCUUGCUGAAUCUCCAGAGUUUAGACUUGUCCAGCAAUCAAAUUUAUGGCUCUAUUCCUGGCGGCUUAGGAAAUAUAAUCAAGCUAGUAUUCCUCUCCCUCUCUGAAAAUCGGAUAACUGGUUCUAUCCCCCAGGAAAUUGGAAAUCUGAUAAACCUCCAGCAUUUAAUCUUGUAUCAAAAUAAAAUUUCGGGGUCAAUACCAAAAACUUUUGGGAAGCUACAAAGCAUCCAAGGCAUGCUAAUCUUUGAUAACAAAUUAUCAGGUUCUCUUCCUCAAGAAUUUGGAGAUCUCAUUAGCCUUGUUGAACUUGGGUUAUCCAACAACUUACUUUCAGGACAUUUACCCACAAAUAUAUGUUCGGGUGGCAGACUUCGGUAUCUUUAUGUCUCUUCUAAUGAAUUCAGUGGCCCCAUUCCAAGGAGUUUAAAGACAUGUACGAGUUUGGUUCGAAUAUACCUUGGCAGGAACCAACUCACAGGAGAUAUAUCUCAGGAUUUUGGUGUGUAUCCACAACUAACAGAGAUGAUCUUGUCAUCGAAUAGACUCUCGGGGCAGAUCUCACAAAAUUUAGGUGCAUGUAACCAGCUAAUGGUACUGCGUCUCCAACAAAAUUUGAUCACAGGUUCCAUACCUCCUAUCAUUUCUAAAUUGUCCAACCUAGUAGAACUAUCACUAGAUUCUAAUCAUCUCAGCGGUGAGAUUCCACAAGAAAUCUGCACUUCAGCAAACAUAUAUAGACUGAACUUAUCAUCGAACCAGUUAUCUGGAUCCAUACCCACACAGAUAGAAAAGCUAAGCAAUCUUGGAUACCUUGAUAUAUCUGGGAACAGACUGAGUGGGUUAAUACCUGAGGAACUAGGGGCUUGCAUGAAACUACAGUCCUUGAAGAUCAAUAACAACAACUUCAGUGGGAGCUUGCCUGGCGCAAUUGGAAAUUUAGCAGGCCUGCAGAUCAUCUUAGAUGUGAGCAACAAUAACCUCAGUGGUGUAUUACCGCAGCAAUUGGGGAAGUUGCAGAUGCUAGAAUUUCUGAAUUUAUCACAUAAUCAGUUCAGUGGUAGCAUUCCAUCCUCCUUUACAAGCAUGGUGAGCCUUUCAACACUCGAUGUGUCCUACAACGACUUGGAAGGACUGGUCCCAACAGCACGGCUACUCCAAAAUGCUUCAUCAAGUUGGUUUCUUCCUAAUAAAGGUCUGUGUGGUAACCUCUCUGGCCUGCCGCCUUGUUAUUCAACCCCAAUAGCUGCUCAAAAAAAGGGGAAGAUGCUCGGUUUGCUUUUGCCAAUUGUUCUUGUGAUGGGUUUCAUCAUUUUUGCUGCAAUUGUUGUCAUAAUAAUACUUACUCGUAAGAAGAGAAAACCACAAGAAAGUGUUACCGCUGAAGCAAGGGACCUAUUCUCUGUUUGGAAUUUCGAUGGAAGAUUAGCAUUUGACGAUAUUGUAAGGGCAACAGAAGACUUUGAUGAUAAGUACAUCAUUGGAACAGGAGGAUACGGCAAAGUCUACAAAGCACAACUCCAAGACGGGCAGAUGGUUGCUGUGAAGAAGCUUCAUCAGACAGAAGAAGAGUUGGAUGAUGGAAGAAGAUUCUGUAGUGAAAUGGAAAUCUUAACACAGAUCCGACAACGAAGCAUUGUCAAAAUGUAUGGAUUCUUCUCCCAUCCAGCAUAUAAAUUUCUCAUCUACGAUUACAUUCAGCAAGGAAGCCUCCAUGGGACAUUGGAAAAUGAGGAGCUAGCAAAGGAAUUAGAUUGGCAGAAGAGAAUUGUUAUUGCAAGUGAUGUGGCACAAGCAAUAUCUUAUUUGCACCAUGAAUGUAGUCCACCUAUAAUCCAUCGAGAUAUCACGAGCAACAACAUCUUACUUGAUACAACCUUCAAGGCUUUUGUCUCGGAUUUCGGCACAGCAAGGAUUCUUAAGCCCGAUUCAUCAAACUGGAGUGCACUUGCUGGAACAUAUGGCUACAUAGCUCCUGAACUCUCGUACACAUCUAUUGUGACAGAGAAAUGUGAUGUCUAUAGCUUUGGUGUGGUUUUAUUAGAGCUAGUGAUGGGGAAGCAUCCAAGGGAUCUAUUAGACGGUAGUUUGUCAAGCGGGGAACAAGCUAUGCUGGUGAAAGAUAUUCUAGACCAACGACCGAGAACACCACCAACAACAGAAGAGAAUCACUUAGCCCUGCUCAUUAAGCUGGCGUUUUCUUGCUUGGAAUCUUCUCCACAAGCAAGGCCAACGAUGCAGGAGGCAUACCAAACACUCAUCCAACAACCUUCUCCUAGUUCAUGCCCCGUGCCUUUUAGCGCACUUACAUUACAGCAAGCAAGGGACGGAUGUUGAUAUACGAUUCAACUUCUAGUGAGAAUCCAGGGUCUAUUGUAGCGGAAACAGAUUUAGGUUCUCGUUUUGCCUCAAGUCAUGUUGAAGUCUGUAAUCCUGUCAUGUCAUCUCGAAGGUUUUAUUUUAGCAGGAAAAAAAAAUGGCCCAUGCAGCGUGAGCCCUGUUCACGACAUGGCAGGAUCAAUAGUUGCAUGCUGUUACGGUCGCCUCAUGGAAUGGCAAAAGUACCAGCCGUAGCGUGUUAGAACUUGAGGCAUGGUCAAGGGACGUGGGAUGGCAUGUCCGUGAAGCUUGGUCAUAGCGCAAGAUUAGGGUAUCUCUGUUACCUAGUUGAUCUAAUGAGUUGUUUAAAUAAAGAGGAGAACAAAGCA